AUGAACUUUGCACCUUCUGUGCCUGCGACAUAUGGCACAAGAAACUACCUAACACCAACCUCAGACAACGGCUUAGCAGCAUCUUUACAGUCGUAUCACACUGCUACGGGUGCUUCAGUUGGCAACAAGAACAGCACCCCCACUACUACCAAUGGCCACAGUAACGGCUGGUGGAUUCCCCAGCAGUCGUACCACCAUCAGCAGCAUCCACAACGCUAUGGCCCGCAUGAUAGUAGCGUGCAGCUAUCCAAGUCUCCCACAUCCUUUUUGGGAACGUUCAGUGACGAUUAUAAUUAUUUCGAGGUUGUCCUGGACGAUGGAACGCGUCAAAAACGAUCUGUGUCACUGUCAACAGUUCCACUUUAUUUUGAUGGCUCCCAUGGCAACGGCAAUGGUAAAGCUAGGGCUAAUUAUAAUUCUCACUAUACCGGCGAAAGGCAAGUGAGCGUAAUUGCCAUCGCAGUAUCAUUUAUUAACGACAUUUUUUGUUUCGCCUGCAGCCCGACCGAAACCACCGCUUUGCUGCCGAAGAACAGUGCGCCAACAGCACCACAGGAUCAUUAUGAGGACACUUCGUCGGAUUCCGAUGCAGAGGACCAAAGAGAGCAGCCCGUGAACGAGGCACCUUCAUCCAAACCACGCGCGCUAUGGGCCCGUAUUGCGUCCUGGCAUAAUUUGAGUCACAAGCAAAAGAUGGUACUCAAGUGCAGUUUUGCAUAUGCCCUGGGAGCCUUAUUUACGUUUGUUCCGGUUUUAAAUCGAUGGAUUGGUGGAACCAGUGUAUCGAGUCAUGUUGUUUGUACAGUUACUGUUUUCUUCAAUCCGGCAAAGACGCUAGGAGGCAUGGUCGAGGCUGCUGGAUUUGGAUUACUAUAUGCUGUGUUGGCGCUAUCACUGUGUCUGUUGAGUCUGGCUACGAGCGAUUAUUUGAUGAUUGACCAUCAUUUAUAUAUGGAAUCAUGCGUUGUUACGUUGGGUGUUUUCUUGGCAGGAAGCACGUUUGUGAUAUCCUUCUUCAAAGCGCAUCUGAACAAACCGAGUAUACGAACAGCAUCAUCUUUGGCGUUUAUUAUCAUCUUUUGUGUCCUUGUUCGAGAAACCUCGUCCAAUCCACAGUUCAAUACAACCAAAAUCGAGCAGACAUUCUUUAUUGUAAUCAUAGGCACAGCUAUUUCAGUAGCUGUAUGCGUACUAAUAUGGCCGGUACGCUCAAUCAAAAAGCUAAAGACUGAUAUCGAUGCAACGCUCAUGUCCAUCCGUAUUUUGUUGAAACUAUUGACAAAAACCUUUAUCAUGGACGCUGAUUUGCCAGAAUUUACAGCUAACAAACAACUUGAAGAUGCAAUCAAGUCCCACCGCAGCAGUUUCGUUGCUCUGCAAAACUCACUCAAGGAAGCCAAGCUCGAAUUUUACAGUAUGGAAAUGUGGUGUCAUGCAGAUGGAUAUGACAAGACGGUCACCAGUCUUCAGCGCUUGGCCCAGCACAUAAGCGGAUUGCGCAGCAGUUGUGGCCUUCAAUUUGAAGCGAUGCAGGAGAUCAAAACCGAGCAACAGACUGUUUCCAAGUCAGGGCCCGGGGAGUCACGACAGCAACAACAACAACAACAACCGCAGCAACGGCAACAAACGCAGCAGCAGCGACCAGCAAAGCAACAACGACGCGAAACGAUUAAUGUCAAGGCGGAUAAUCAAAGGCGGAAGAUGGAACACGAGCUGCGCCGGGAACAUAGUAUUGAGCAAAACUUGUUUUACAUGGAAGGGACGCAAUCAUUCGGGGAAGAAGUGACUGGGGAAGAUGGCGAAUCGGAAGGUGCACUGGUACAGUUUAUCCGCACCCAAACCAUAAUCCAUUUGCAAGCUCGGUUCACUGGGAAUGUUACGAGUCGAACGCCGUCUUUUGAAAUGAUGAAGCAAAACUUGAACACUGCUUUAGAAGUCUUUGAUGAAUCUCAGGAACGCGCUCUCAUGCACCUGUAUCGUCGCAAAAAGCGAAACCACGACGGCAACAAGAGACAGCGCCAAGAGUCGUGGCAGAACAUGGAUCCAAGCCAGCUACACUCGUAUCUCAUGAAACAGUUUCCCGCCGAAGAUGUCUUUUUGGUGUACUUUUUUGUGUUUUGCAUGGUUGAAUUCGCCAAAGAGCUCGUAGUCCUCACAGAGUAUGUGCAAAGUAUCUAUGGACACGACUAUGAAAUGCCCACCAAUUUCUGGCAGCGACUAAAGAGCGUCUUUAAGCUCAUGUUUAGUAAGGAUCGAUUCUCUCUCCUUUUGUAUCAUAUAGCGCGGAGACCGGGCGAUGAUCUUCCAUCGAAUGAAAAAACGACUGAAGAAGUUUUCGUGCCGAACAAUAACAACACCCAUAAUACCCUGCAAACACCCUCGCCGACAACUCGAAUCCGAAAAUUUUUCCUGAAGCUUUGGGGAUUCUUCUCAUGGUUCCGAUCGCAUACAGUAAAAUAUGCUAUCAAAGCUAGUGUUGUCUCUGUCGCCAUUGGAAUGCUUGCCUUCAUACCCUCUACCCAGUUUUACUUUCGCGAAUUCCGUAUGGAGUGGACUUUGAUCUCAAUUAUGACCGUAAGCUCGCCUACCGUAGGUGGUACAAACGUGGUUGCUGUUCUCCGUGUUUUGGCCACGAUAUUUGGAUGUAUUGUCGCCGCUGCUGUUUAUACAAUUGUUCCUGCACAUCCGCUUAUUUUGCUAUUGAUAACUUGGGCAUUCUCAGUUCCAUGCUUCCAUAUUAUAUUGAACCACAAAUACGGCCGGUUCGGACAGUUUGCUUUGCUUGCUUACAAUCUUAUAGUGUUGUAUAGCUACAACCAUCGGGAAGAUUAUCCAAUGAGCUAUGUUUAUGAGCUUGCAUGGAAGCGAUGCGUCUCUGUUUCGCUGGGUGUUAUUAUUGGUCUCAUUGUCACUGCUUACAUCUGGCCGUAUGAAGCAAGAAAGGAGUUGCGAAAGGGACUAUCCGAUCUUCUUCUACAUCUCUCCUGGCUGUACAAGCAACUCGUAUCCGUUUACUCGGAAACGUCCUCUGCUACGAAUCAAGACGCAUACUCACUGUUGAUUGAAGAAAUGUUCUACGAUACCCAUAAUCGACCUGACUAUACCCCUACACCCGAGCAAAUGAAAGCCCUUGCAGCGCGCAAUAAAAUCCGGGCAGCACAAUUCCAAAAGAUCGAGCUAGCGUUGCAAGUCAAUUUGGUCACCUUACGAGAACUUCUUACACAUGCACCAAACGAGCCUCGACUUAAAGGUCCCUUCCCUGUACAGAUAUACGAAUCGAUGUUAACGUCCUGUCAAAACAUUCUGGACAAAUUCUUGUCGAUGCGGAUUGUUAUUCUUAAGGAUGUGUGGGCGAUCCAGGUGCGUCGAUCAUUAAUGCUUCCAGCAAGCAAAGAAUGGAUGGACAUGGCAGGCAAUAUUCUGCUGUAUUUCUAUCUCCUCGCAUCCGCCUUGCAGCUCAAGACACCUCUACCCCCUUAUCUGCCACCAGCUGAAAUGUCGCGCGAAGUUCUCAUGACGAAGCUCGAGCAAGUGUUGCCCUCGACAAACGCAUCUUCCGACGAUAGUUACAUGGUGUAUUAUGCCUACGUAGCCAUGAUGGAGAAUAUCAUUCAGGAUCUUGAUAAGCUUGGUAGUCACAUGAAAGGAUUAUAUGGCACUUUGGUAUCGGACGAUCACUGGGCCCGGUGCUUUGGAUUACUGGACGCUUCAGAAGUAGUAGUAAACAGCGGGUUUGAUCCUCAUCAAAAGCCGUCAUCAUCAUAA
This is a messenger RNA of Zychaea mexicana, 3765 nucleotides long. Its product is annotated as Fusaric acid resistance protein-like-domain-containing protein. Bases 1 to 3765 code for a protein of 1254 amino acids. The record is from RefSeq and is a predicted model, not a curated record. NCBI's taxonomy places the organism in Eukaryota, Fungi, Mucoromycota, Mucoromycetes, Mucorales, Lichtheimiaceae. The transcript has 12 exons.